Eriocheir sinensis (Chinese mitten crab) is the source of this 954-nucleotide messenger RNA. Its product is annotated as somatostatin receptor type 5-like. The transcript has a single exon. Gene Ontology annotation, molecular function: G protein-coupled receptor activity; neuropeptide binding. Gene Ontology annotation, cellular component: neuron projection; membrane. Lineage: Eukaryota; Metazoa; Arthropoda; Malacostraca; Decapoda; Varunidae. Gene Ontology annotation, biological process: neuropeptide signaling pathway. The record is from RefSeq and is a predicted model, not a curated record. The coding region runs from base 1 to 954 and encodes 317 amino acids.
AUGGGCAACUUCACCAAGCCCUGGGAGUGGGAGUAUGAAAGCUACUUCGGUAACUUCACCCUGCCUGAGCCCUGGGAGUGGCCCUCUGAAGACUACAGGAACUGGGUGGUGAAAAAUGUGCUCAACGGCUUGGCGACGGCCUUUGGGCUGCUGGCCAACGGCCUCUUGCUGGGGCUGCUCAGCAGGGCCCCGCCCCUGCGCACCGUGUCCAACAUGUUCCUGCUGCAGCGGGCCGUGGCCGACGUGCUGGUCUUGAUGGUGGUUCCGUUCAUCAUUUACGCCAAUAUCCACCAUUAUUACGACGAGUUCUCCCCGCCCAUGUGCACGGCUCUCAGCAUCGUCGUGCACGGGGCCAUGAUGGCCAGCCACAUGUUCCUCAUGCUGUUCACCGUGGACAGUUACCUGGCGUCGCGCCCACAGCGGCACACACUCGCCCGGCGACGCAAAGUGCUGCGGGUGACGUCCGCGGCGGCCUGGCUCCUGGCGCCAGUCUCCGGGGCUGCCGCCUUCUUCAUCUUCAUUCGUCCCGUUUCCGCUCAUUGUUACUUCCAUCAAGCAUCUCUGGCAUUUCAAAUGCAUGAUUUCGUGUUCCGCCUGGGCGUGCCGCUGGUGGUGGUGUGGGUGUUCGUGGCCAUGACGCGCUGCUGCCGCCCCGCCGAGCCGUCCUCUCAGGACAAGCCGGAGGGGGGCGAGGGGGCUCCCAGCCGGCAGCUGCUGCUGGGCCUCGCCGCCUCCUUCACCGUGAUACUCGUCUUCAUCUGGAUCGGCGUUUUUCAAGGCUACAGACUCCUCUUUAUAGACUCAAUGAUCCCCGUCAUUGCGUUCACGCUUCCCUACCUCGAAAAAGUUGUUAACCCCAUCCUGGUCAUAUGUCUGUCGGAGGGACUUCGACAGUCGGUGGCUGGGAGGCUGCCGGUCCGCCGCUCCGCCUCACUGCCGCUGCAGGAGCUGUGA